AUGGCAGAUUCUGAGUCUUGGGAUGACAAUAUACCUGUUGCUCAGCCUUGGCCGGAAUCUAAGCCUUCCCCACCCUCAGCAGAAGACGAAGAAGAAGAAGAAGAAGAUGAUGACAACAUAGAUACACAGCUGAAAGCAAAUCUCCAGAAUCAUAAAGCAGACCAAAAUGAAUCAGACGAAGGCUGGGAUGUUGCGAAGGAGCUUGAGAGGUUUGUUGCAUCAAAGACUGACCCAUCUCUUUUUAUUUACCACCAUGGUGCUAUUACCACCUAUGUCUUGGUUUAUGUUGAUGACAUUAUAGUAACCAGCAGUAAGGCUGCUCAUGUAACCCCUCUCCUACAACAGCUGGCUAUGUCCUUCUCCAUAAAAGAUUUGGGACCCUUAAGUUUCUUUUUGGGGGUCAAGGUUGUUCGCAUUGCUGGUGGCAUUCUUCUAUCUCAAUCAUGCUACAUCACCGACCUCCUUCAACGGGCCAGCAUGGCUGAUUGUAAACUGAUAUUGACACCAAUGGCUACCACUACACGACUAUUUGCUACAGGGGGUGGUCCAAUGAAAGACCCAACCAGGUAUAGAAUGAUUGUCAAGGCACUACAAUACAUAACUUUGACUAGACCAAAUGUUGCUUACUCUGUGAAUCAGGCUUGCCAAUUCAUGCAUGCUCCUACAGAGCACCAUUGUACCCAUGUCAAGCGUAUACUACGCUACCUCAAGCACACAAAGUCCUAUGGUCUCUUCAUUAAUCGGUCCACCGAUAUAGCCCUUCAAGCCUUUACAAAUGCCAAUUGGGCCGAUAAUGGUGAUGAUUGCAAGUCCACUGGUGGGUAUGCCGUCUCUGGGACCCAAUCUCAUUUUAUGGACCUCUAA
Telopea speciosissima is the source of this 864-nucleotide messenger RNA. RefSeq lists its product as uncharacterized. The transcript is spliced from 3 exons. The record is from RefSeq and is a predicted model, not a curated record. Bases 1 to 864 code for a protein of 287 amino acids. NCBI's taxonomy places the organism in Eukaryota, Viridiplantae, Streptophyta, Magnoliopsida, Proteales, Proteaceae.